UGUCAGAGGUGGUAAUGUAUGGAUAAUGGGAAUGGCUUUUUACCUAAACAUCUGCUGCGUGUUAUGUCUUAUACUCCAUUUUCAAGGGUAUAUAGCGGUAUCUAUGCAGGAUAUUGUACUGAAUAUUAUGACUGUACGAAGACUUGUCAGAGAGUUGUAAGGACGACUACAAGCUCUUGGAUCUUUUGGGAAGCAACUAAAUACAGAACAGAAAAUUACGACUGCCCAGGAACAUGUUCACGAGAUGUGUGUUGUAGCGGCUAUACAGGAAACUUCUGUACUACAGAUAUAGACGAAUGUUCAGAUGGGACAAAGUGCUCACAGAAUUGUGUAAACACGUACGGAUCGUACAGGUGCUCAUGUAACAAUGGUUACAGCCUUCUUUCAGACGGAUACUCGUGCCAAGACCAGGAUGAAUGUUCAAGCUGGAACUACUGGAGCUGGGACAACGGGCACAACUGCGCACACCUUUGUACCAAUACUCCUGGAUCGUACAGCUGUACAUGUUACAAUGGCUAUAGACUUCUCACAGAUGGAUAUUCUUGUCAAGAUUUAGACGAAUGUGGUGAAGGUACAUCAGGAUGUGAACAUUCCUGUACAAAUACAGAAGGGUCCUUUGGAUGUUCCUGUAAUCAUGGUUAUGAAUUGUCAUCAGACGGGAGGUCAUGUCAAGAUAUUAACGAAUGCUCAAGGGGAACUUCAGGGUGCCAACACAACUGUAUCAAUACCGUUGGGUCAUUUGCAUGCUCAUGUAACAUGGGUUUUCUGCUGAAUAUGAACGAAAAGUCUUGUGCAGAUGUAGACGAAUGUGGUGAAGGUAUACCAGGAUGUGAACAUUCCUGUACAAAUACAGAAGGGUCCUUUGAAUGUUCCUGUAAUAAUGGUUAUGAACUGUCUUCAGACGGGAGGUCUUGUCAAGAUAUUAACGAAUGCUUAAGGGGAACUUCAGGGUGCCAACACAACUGUAUCAAUACCGGUGGGUCAUUUGCAUGCUCAUGUAACAUUGGUUUUCUGCUGAAUAUGAAUGAAAAGUCUUGUGCAGACAUAGAUGAGUGUGCAGACGGAAGUGCCGAGUGUGAAGUUCACUGCGAAAAUACUGUUGGGUCAUACACGUGUGGAUGUAACCUAGGCUUUAUACUCACCACGAAUGACUUAAACUGUGAAGACAUCGACGAAUGUUCCGAGAGCAAUGGAGGAUGUGCACAGACUUGCGUGAAUGAACCUGGAUCAUAUAAUUGUGCUUGUAUUGAAGGCUUCCAGUUAGACAUGGAUGGACAAACCUGUUUCGAUAUAGACGAAUGUGAGCAAAGUAUAGCUGGAUGUUCACAGAGUUGUGCGAACACAUUUGGUUCCUAUCUAUGUAGUUGCGAUACCGGAUAUGAAUUAGAGACUGACCUACAUACUUGUUCGGACAUAAACGAGUGCCUUUUACUUAAUGGCGGAUGUCAAGAGGUAUGUACUAAUUCAGAAGGGACGUUCGAAUGCGCUUGUUUCGAUGGAAGUAUGUUACAGGAAGACGGAUUUACUUGCCCAAGAGGAAAGCUAUACCAAGUACAUGCACUUUCGAAAAGUGGCAAAUGUUAUAUUCUACAACAUUACCGAAGAAGAAUCGAAUUAUUAAUUUAUAUGAAUAUUUUAUAUAUUGUAGAUGAUACCAAAGGCACAGUGUUUGAACGAUACAACAUUGUCGGGUCCUUGCUCCCGGAGGCAUGUUUCUCGUUGGCGGUCGCACAAUGCACGGAUGGUGUAGAUAAUGACUUGAUACUGAAAUCUACAUUGAAGUGGUAUCAACAGAAAGAACAGCCGUCAGUUUUCUACACUUUGGGCAUUACUUUUGUCGAAAUGAGCACUAUGUCCUUACCAUUAUCGCUUCGCGGCCUCAAAGUUGUAAUUUCAGAAGCAGACUGCAGUUUUAGUUAUAACAUCAUCUCUUCAUCGAGUGAUGACAACGUCUUUGAGAGCGGCGACUCAUCCCAAGACUGUAGAACUUUUAAUUUGACUGACUUAGACAUGUACGAUUUUCUCUCCCAUGGAUCCUUUUUGAGAACAUAUCUGGUUUCCUUAAGCACCUCAUUACCAAACUGGAUCGAUUUUGAUAAGUCAAGCGAUUCCGCAGUUGAAAUUCACGAUGUCAAAAGUGACAUAAUUUAUGGCGAUACUAUGAAGGAUACCGACUGGUGUAACGGGGCUCCCGUUAUCCAUGAUCAUCUCUAUAAUGUAUUUCGAUUUGAUACUGUCUUUUCACUCAGUGUACUUGGUGAGGACGUUAAAAUUCCAUUGCCUGCUAAAGGAAAUAAAUUUUGUAUAAUCGUAGAUCUUAGCUACCAUAAUGAGAGCAGCUUUUUCCUUAUGAUACCAGAGCAAUCGAGGAGUUUCUUGGAAAGUAUAAACAUUUUCAAGCAACUGAAGCAGAAGUAUGGGUUACGUGUACUCCCAAGAGGGAUUGGUCUAUCCGUUGUUAGUAGUUACUCUACUGAGUUAGAACUAUGGAACGGCGAUACAAUGUUCAAAUACCCCUUGGACCUUCUUUCCCCUGCUGAUGUCUGGGUAGGAGGAGACAUUUCAAUUGAUGGAAACUAUUGGACCAUUGAUGGAAGUGUCGAUAUGUACCUAGGAGUGCCGAACUUGGAAACUAUGCUUUCAUCCGUCUAUCUGGAUGAGUGGAAUGCCUAUGCUCUUGUCCGAAUGUCUCCUUCACUGAAGUUUCGUCUUUUUGGCAAAUAUUUUGAAGUAGAUUUGGAAAAAUCUGUAAAUGCUGAGGUCGAAGCAUACGUUUCGAUUGGCGGUAAACAAAGAUCGUGGUGUGGAGAGACUUCAAACCCACCGGGUAUAUUCUUCACUGUACAGAUGGAACUAGCCACUCCUUUUGAAGGUGUUCCAUUCCUAGGAGACUGGCAUUCAUCUUUGAGACAAAAAGCGUAUGUUUUCUCGACUUAUGAACCGUCUUUAGUGCCGUCAGAAAUAAAUAUCAAAAGCUACAUUCUAAAUUUGGAAACUUCUGUUGACAACAUUAUUGAACUGAUGACUCUUGAAUUUCAAGAUUUAAAUGAUGGCAUCAGUUUUAAAAAUACGACAGUAACAACAGUUAAUGAUAUUUUGCCAAUUCUCACUUCUUUGAAGGAACUUAUUCAAAAUAUCAAAGCUGAUUUAGAUACAGAAACCUUUGAAGAUAUCAAACCACUAUUAGACAAAGUUUGGAUACUCUUUACGGAAAUGAAACAUCAAACAACUCUUUUCUUUUAUGACACUGAAUUCAUUGAGAAAGAACAAUUUUCUAAUUUUGAAAACGAUAUUAACAAUGAAAUCGAUGCUUUUAAGGUAGAAAUUUCAAGGCUUUUAACAAAUGUCACGAACACGUUAAUGAAGGAGGCAACUUCCUUCUCAAGUUUUGGCAUAAAAUACACCGUAAAUCUAAUUGUUAAGACUGUGCAAUUAGGGGAAUUCGAUAUAGAAAUGGUGUAUUCCACUGACAGUCUUUUUAAAUGCAGCAGAUUUGGUAAAGUGAUGGAACAUUUAAGGGGAGAGCAAGCUAUGAGAAUUUUGGGACGAGCAUCAGUUCAGAAAAAACUAAACAAUUUUUUCAGCUACGAAAAAGGAAUAGGGAUUGGAGCAGCUCUAUCUGUCAACACUGAUAAAUUUGUCUUUCAGCUGCAAUUAUUUGCUAAGUUACUCGGAAUGAAAGCCACGGGAGAUCUUUUUCUGACCAAUAAUGGCCUUUAUCUGUAUCUUGAAGGAAAUAUUUGGGACAUUUUCCUUGCACAACUUGAUGUCUCUGCUGAAAUAGGAGGAAACUGGUACGACCUGGUGAUAAGGGUACAAGGAAGGUUCGUUGCUAAAGCCCGUAAAAAACGACAGAUACAGACCGUAAGCUCUUCAUUUGAAGAUAGUUAUUUCGAUGCUUUGAAAAAAUUGAUUACAAUUAUUGCGGAUGGAGCACAGAGGCGAUUAAAUCAAGCACAGGAUGGAUUAACAUCCGCUCAAAAUAAGUUAACUGAAGCACAACUUUGGAUCAGGAAUAAGCAAGAAAACGUUAAUAGUGCAUAUGCAGCGUUUGAUAAAGCAGUUGCGUCUCUUGAAAUUGCCAAAGUGAAGCUUGAAGCAGCAAAGGGACCGUUUGAAGAAGCCUUGGAAAAGCUUAGGAACGCUCAGAGAAACGUUGAUAAUCUUUGUAGAAUCAAAUCAUGUGAUAGUAUUUGCGUGCUGCCUCAAUUGAAGUGUAAAACAUGUUGGAAAGGGUGGAUUCCGUACCCAUGCUGCUCAAAGACUGGGUGUUUGAUUAGCAUACCUGAUCCAAUCUGCGUAGCAGCAAACGUAGCAUGUAGAAUUGUAAGGGGUGUUGCAUAUGCGUUAUUAGAAGCCGCAAAGAUAUUCGUAAGACUACCGAUGCUAGCAUUGGAUGCAGCAAAAGUUGUAGUUUCUGUUGCUCAGGUAAUUGUUGAUAAAUCACGUGUAGCAGUUGUAGUUGCAGAAGGUCUUCUCGAGCUGGCGCAUACUGGGCUGGAGCUUGCUAAAGGCGUUCUUGAAGCCGCCAAAUUAGUGCUCGAAGGUGUCAAAUAUGCUUUGGGAGCUGCGGUAAACGUUUUGACCUUUGUUAUUGAAUUCGGCAUUCAGUCUAUUAUUGACGUUAAAAACUGUGGUUUUGAUGUUGAAAUAUCGACAAAAGAUCUACCGGUGUUUUCUGUCUUUUGCGAUGUCAAUGCUUUCAAGUUAGGUUGGAAGACAAUUUCAAUUAAAAUCAAUUUUAAGAAUAUUCUUCAAAGUAUUUGGAAUGCAGCUCGUGCUACAAUUGAUUUGUUAAUGAAGCAGAUUGGUAACGUUUUUGGGAUUGGUCGAAAGCGAAGAGAAAUAACAUUUAGAGCAUCUGCAAAGGUACAUGCAAGCAUAUUGAGAACAAUUCGAGAAGUCGGAUCCGAAGACACUUAUUUGAAUGAAAGCAUAGAUAUUUCAAAUAAUAUUUCUGGAAUGGGGACUAAUAUCGAAGAAGAUUAUGCUAGUAGAGUGCUUCUCUUCAAUGAGAAAUGUAAGAAAAUGACCGUUGUAAUAGAUUUCAUGCAAGUUGCUUUCGAAUCUCUUCAAGACAUUGUCAAUGAAUCAAUGCUUUCCAUAGAUGAAAUAAGCUCACUGAUUGAUGAACUUCAACAAUUUACGACCACUGGUCUAGCCGACAAUAUGACAUUAGAAAACCUGGGAAUAAGUAAAGAGCAUGCAGAGAAUGAUUACAAUAUGACUGAUGACGAUUUUGAAAAGUUGAUGGAAAACAUAACACAAGCUAUUGAAAAUGAUCUUCUUCUGACUGAAAUCAGCACGGUCGCAAACGUUUCGAUUGAAAACAUGGCUGAAAUAAAAGAGUCUAUAGAGUCGAUAAAUUUUCUAGACAGUUGGUUUGUGGCAAUGGCUAAUACAUCCAAAGACUAUUUCAACGCAACAGAAUGUUUUGACUUCAAGGAUUGUGUGUUCUACUCGAUUUCAACGUUGUAUGAUCUCUAUGAAGCGGAAGAUAUACCUGAUAUUGACAGCAUUAGAACUUCAAUAAUCGAUCUGGAAGCUGUUUUAAUAGAACUCUUCCAGAAUGAGACACAUGCGAUAUCUGACAUUUCAAUCGCGCUGGAUUCCGUGACGUCAAAUGUAACUUACUUAUCCGAUGCUAAUCCGUUUUGUUCUUUGGCACCAACAUUCGUAUCCGAUCUGAAGAAUCAGACCGUACUCAACUCAACAGAUGUUGUGUUCACGUGUGAUGCAACUGGCGAUCCAUUUCCGCAGUUCUGGUGGUUAAAAAAUGACGAGUAUUUAACUAAUGAACAAUCGAUGCAGAUGACGGUAUCGUCUGCGACACCCGAUGACAGUGGUAUAUAUACUUGCAUCGCAGGCAAUGUUGUUGCAAAUAUAACAUCAAAUGAGGCGCAUCUUCUGGUUGUUAUGCAUGAUGAAAACGAAUGCGGGACUAGAAAUGGGAAUUGUGGGCAUAUUUGCACAAAUAUUAUUGGGUCGUUCAAAUGCAGUUGUCGUGAAGGAUAUACUCUGAACGGAGACAAAUCUACAUGUACUGAUAUAGACGAAUGUGCAGGUUGGACCACGUGCUCACAAAACUGUGUAAACACAUACGGGUCAUACAGAUGUUCAUGCAACACUGGUUACAGUCUUCUCACAGACGGAUAUACAUGUCAAGAUCGGAAUGAAUGUUCAGGUUGGAAUGAUUGUGAUCACUGGUGCACGAAUACUGCUGGAUCGUACACAUGUUCCUGCUACACCGGUUACACACUUCUUGCAGACAGAUCUUCUUGUACAGAUAUGAAUGAAUGCGCUGAGGGCACUUCAGGAUGCGACCAUUCAUGUACAAAUACAGAAGGUUCAUUCCUAUGUUCAUGCAAUCAUGGUUUUGAACUGUCUUUCAACGGAAGAUCAUGUCGAGAUGUCAACGAAUGUUCAAGAGGAACUUCCGGGUGCCAGCACUACUGUAUCAAUACAGUUGGAUCAUUUGCAUGUUCAUGCUACAGUGGUUUCCAACUGGAUCUCAACGGAAAAUCUUGUUUAGAUGUGGAUGAAUGUGUAGAUGGAAGUGAAGACUGUGCAGUUUACUGUCAAAACACCGUUGGUUCAUACACGUGUGGGUGUGACACAGGAUAUGUACUUACCGAAAAUGGUUUAGGGUGUGAAGACGUUGAUGAGUGUUCCGAGAACAAUGCAGGCUGUAUACAAACGUGUGUUAAUGAACCUGGAUCGUAUCAUUGUGAAUGCAGUGACGGCUUUCAACUAGACACGGACGAACAAUCCUGCACUGAUAUCGAUGAGUGUGGACGAGGUAUUUCUGGAUGUACACAGAAUUGUGACAACACAGUUGGUUCCUAUGUCUGCAGUUGUGAUACAGGAUAUGAAAUAGAGAGUGAUCUACACACUUGCUCGGAUAUUGACGACUGUAUUGGAGUGGUAUGCCAACAUGUUGGGACCUGCAGAGACGGACUGAACUCGUACUCCUGCCUCUGUAGCCCAAGCUUUACUUCUGCCCACUGUGAAACAGAUAUAAAUGAAUGCCUUAUACAUAACGGUGGGUGUCAAGAGGUCUGUACUAAUACAGAAGGGUCUUACGAAUGUGAAUGUUAUGAUGGUAGAGAGCUUCAGACCGACGGAUAUUCUUGUCCAAGAGAUGGAGAAUAUGGCACCGUGUUUGAGCAAUAUAAAAUAGGCGGUUUCUUGCUUCCGGAGGCAUGUUUUUCGUUGUCGGUCACACAAUGCACGGGUGGAACAAAUUCUAACAUGAAACUUAAAUCUACAUCUGAGUGGUACAGACUGAGAGAGCAGCCAUCGGUGUUUUACACAUUUGGUAUAGCUUUUGUCGAGAACAAUGUCAUGGCGUUACCAGCUUCGCUUCAAGGACUUGCAAUAACAUUGGCCGAAAGAGAAUGCAGGAUAAGUAAUAUUGUCAGCUAUAAACCUGACGACGGCAAUCUUCUAUUUAGCGAGGAACCACAAAAUGACUGCAAAGUUUUAAAUCUGACGGGCUCGGACAUCUUUGAUUUUAUUUCUCAUGAAUCGUUUUUGAGAACAUAUCUAUCUUUUUUAAGCCCAUCACUACCAAACUGGAUCAAGUUUGGUACAUCUAGCGACUCUGUACUUUCAAUACAAGAUCUGAAAAGUGAGAUAUUGUAUGGUGAUGAAAUUAAGGAUACAGCCUGGUGCAACGAGGCCCCUGUUCUAGAUGAUCAUAUCUACAAUGUAUUCCGAUUUGAUUCAAACAUUUCGCUUAGCAUACUAGGCCAUGCCAUUAAAUUACCUCUGCCCUCUAAAGGUAACAAGUUUUGUAUCAUCGUUGGUCUUGGUCAGAACAGCAGAGGAAGUUUUUUCCUCAUGAUACCAGAAGAGUCAAGGAGUAUCUUUGAUAAUAUAAAUAUAUUCCAGCAACUUAAAGCGAAAUAUGGAUUAAGUGUACUGCCCAGAGGCAUUGGCCUAUCCGUUGUUAGCAGCCACUCUUCAGAGUUAAAACUAUGGAAUGGAGAUGCAAUGUUUCAGUAUCCUCUCGAUUUCCUGUCUCAUGCAGACGUUUGGCUAGGAGGAGAAAUUUCAAUCAAUGGAAACUUUUGGACUAUUGACGGCAAUGCAGACAUAUUCUUUGGUGUGCCAGAUGUGGAGACUGUGUUAACGUCCAUCUUUUUAGAAGAGUGGAAUGCAUAUGCACGUGUGACAAUGUCACCUUCAUUGAACUUUAAGGUGUUUGGACAAGAUUACAAAAUAAGUUUGGCAAAAUCUAUAAAUGCCGAGGUCGAAACGUAUGCUUCAAUUGGCGGUAACAACAGAACUUGGUGCGGAGAGACUUCUAACCCACCGGGAAUAUUCUUCACUGUACAGAUGGAACUAGCCACCCCUUUUGAAGGUGUUCCAAUACUAGAAGACUGGCAUUCAUCUAUUAGGCAGAAGGCGUAUGUUUUUGCGACUUCCGAACCCUCACGGACGUCCGCUGAAAUCAAUACUAGUGCAUCUAUUUUAAACUUGGACAAUCACAUUGUCAAAAUCCUUGACUUGAUGAACACUGAAUUUCAAGCAUUAGAAAAUUUCCUCAUUUUUAGAAAUAGAACGCAGACUUUGGCUGAUGACAUUUUGCAAAUUGUAAUGUCUAUAAAAGAUCUUAUUCAAAACUGUUUGACUGAGCAAGAGUCUGGAAAGUUUGACGAUAUUAAACCAUUGCUAGACCAAAUUUGGGCAUUGUCCUUCGAACUGGAAAGACUUAUUACUUUGUUCUUUUAUGACACAGAGUUCAUUGAACAAGAGUUAUUUGCAAACUUUGAAACCAGCCUGACCCUUGAAAUUGACGCUUUUAAGUACGAAAUUUCCAACGUGCUAUCAAGAGUCUCAAACACCUUGAUACAGAAGGCAACUUCUUUCACAGGUUUUGGCCUUAAGUACACUGUAAAUCUGGUUGUGAAGGGAGCAGAAUUAGGUGAAUUUGAUAUUGAAAUUGUUUAUUCCGCCGACAGCCUUUUAAAAUGUAGCAGGUUUGAUAAAGUGAAAGAGCAUCUUGAAGGAGAGCAGGCAUUUAGACUUUUGGGACGUGCAUCAUAUAAAAAGAAGCUUAACAACUUUUUCAGCUACGAGAAAGGAAUAGGCGUGGGAGCAGCUUUGUCAGUUACCAGUAACAAGUUUGUCUUUCAGCUGCAAUUAUUUGCAAAGUUGCUCGGAAUGAAAGCCACCGGAGAUCUGUUUCUUACAAAUAAUGGCCUUUACUUAUACAUUGAAGGUAAUAUUUGGGAUAUUUUCUUGGCACAACUUGACGUCUCUGCUGAAAAUGGGAAGAACUGGUAUGACCUGGUAAUAAGAGUGCAAGGAAAGUUUGUUGCCAAAGCCCGUAAGAAGCGACAAAUUCAGACUGAAAGCUCUUCAUUUAAAGAUAGUUAUUUAAAUGGUCUAAAAAAGGUGAUAAACGUCAUUGCUGAUUAUGCGAACAAAAGAAUAGAUCAAGGAAAACAAGGACUUACGAAUGCUCAGUACCAGUUUUCCAAAGCACAAGAAUGGCUUGAAGACAAGCAAAUUAAACUGGACAACGCACAUGCAGUGUUUGAUACGGCAGUAGCGUCGCUAGAAACGGCCAAAGUAAAGCUUGAAGAAGCCAAAAAGCCUUUUGAAGAAGCUUUGGAAAAGCUCCGGAAUGCACAGAAAAAUAUUGAUAAUCUUUGUAAAAUUAAAUCAUGCAGCAGUAUUUGCGUACCGGGAAUCGAAUGUGAAAUACGUUGGAAGAAAGUUUGGUUUGUGACAAUACCUUAUCCGUGGUGCUGGUUGUCAAAUUGUAUGCUAAGAAUUCCCGACCCGAUUUGUGAGCUAGCAAACAUAGCAUGUAGAAUAGUCAGAGGUAUUGCGUACUUGGCAUUAGAGGCAGCAAAACUAUUUGUAAGAUUACCUAUGAUUGCAUUCGAUAUAGCAAAAGCUGCAGUGUCUUUAGCUCAGGUAAUUGUUGAUAAGUCACGCGUAGCUAUCGACUUAGCAGCUGGUCUUUUCGAAUUAGCUCAGAAGGGAUUAGAAUUUGCUAAAGGUGUUCUUGAAGCCGCCAAAUUUGUACUUGAUGGGGUUAAAUUUGCACUGGGGGCUGCAGUAAACGUUUUGGAGUUUGUUAUCGAAUUCGGGCUAAAAUCUAUUAUUGACGUUAAAAACUGUGGUUUUGAUGUUGAAAUAUCAACAAAAGACUUACCAGUAUUUGCUGUAUUUUGUGAUAUCAAUGCGUUUAAAUUGGGCUGGAAAACAAUUACAAUUAAAGUUAAUUUUAAGAAUAUUUUUCAAAGUAUCUGGAAUGCAGCACGUGCUACAAUAGAUGUGUUGAUGAAGCAGAUUAGUAGCAUUUUUGGGAUUGGACGGAAACGUAGAGAAAUAGCCUUUAGAUCAGUCGCAAAAAUACAUGAAGGCUUGUUGAGAACAAUUAGGGAAGUCGGAAUCGAAGAAACGUUUUUGAAUGAAAGCAUAGAUAUUUCAGAUACUAUUAUUGGUAUGGGGACCAAUAUUGAUGAGGACUACGAUAAUAGAGUACAUCUCUUCAAUGUAAAAUGCCAGAAAAUGACCGUAGUAAUGGAUUUUAUGGAAGCUGCAUUCGAAUCUCUUCGAGACAUCGUCAAUGAAUCAAUGUUUUCUAUUAACGAAAUAAGUUCAGUGAUUGAUGAACUUCAACAAUACACGACAACUGGUCUGGCCGAAAAUAUGACAUUAGAAAACCUGGGAAUCAGUAAAGAGCAUGCAGGAAAUGAUUACAAUAUGACUGAUGAGGAUUUUGAAAAGUUGAUGGAAAACAUCACUGAAGCUUUGGAAAACGAUCUUCUGCUGCUUAAAAUUAGCUCUGCUGCAAACUUUUCAAUGGGAAACUUGGCUGAAAUGAUAGAGUCUAUAGAGGCGAUUAACUUUCUAGACAGUUGGUUUGUGGCAAUGGCUAACACAACAACUGAAUAUUUCAAUUCGACAGAAUGUUUUGACUUUAAGGAUUGUGUAUUGUACUCAAUUGCAACAUUGUAUGAGCUCUAUGAAGCAGAAGAUGUACCUGAUAUUGACAACAUUAGAACGGCAAUCCUUGACCUGGAAGCUGUUUUGAUAGAACUUUUCCAGAAUGAAACGCAUGCAAUAUCUGAUAUUUCAAUCGCGAUGGAUUCUGUGACAGCAAAUGUAACUUACUUAUCCGAUGCUAAUCCUUUUUGUUCUUUGGCACCAGCAUUCGUAUCCGAUUUAAAGAAUCAGACCGUACUGAACUCGACAGAUAUUGUUUUUACGUGUAAUGCGACUGGCGAUCCCUUCCCGCAGUUUUGGUGGUUAAAAAAUGAAGAGUAUUUAACUGAUGAACAUUUGAUGCAGCUAACGAUAUCAUCUGCGACACCCGAUAACAGUGGUAUAUAUACGUGCAUAGCAGGCAAUGUUGUUGCAAAUAUAACAUCAAACGAGGCUCAUCUUCUGGUUGUUAUGCAUGAUGAAAACGAAUGCGAGACUAGAAAUGGUGAUUGUGGGCAUAUUUGUACAAAUGUUAUUGGUUCGUUUGAAUGCAGCUGUCACCAAGGAUAUACACUGAACGAAGACAAGUCGACAUGUACACGGGAUUCAAAAGAAGACGAAAUUGCAGAAGAUGAAGAAAUCAUGAACAUAGCACUGUUUGCAUCGGGUGCUCUAUUUGUAACGACGGCAAUUGCUGUAACAGCGUUUAUUGUCUACACAAAACUAAGCAAAGCAAAAGUAUUACCAAACACUUUAGACAUUGACGUUAAAGAGAGUGUGCAAACUGAAAAGAAUUUAUCCGAUGGACCAGUGGUAGAAGUAGAAGAAAGGUCAUUUGGUCCAGUUAAGACAUCAUUCAACAAGCGUGUCUUCACAAUAAAGGUCGUACCAGUGAAAUAACGUAUACGAUAUCACAGGAAAAAGAAAACACUAGAUUAAUAUCAUAUAUAAAAAUGAUAUAAUAUAUGUUAUAUUACCAAUGGACUAUAUUACAAGGAAAUCAAGCGGCCAAUAUCUUUAAAUGGUGUCCUGACUUUUACAAUCCCGAUUUACUUUAAAUAUUCAAAGCAAGCGUAUUUACUUCAUUUGCUUUGCGUAUAGAAAAUUAAUUAUAUUCUGUAUCAUAUGUUAAGGUUUUGGUAAUUCAUAUCUCGUAGUGUUAUUUAGUUUUAACUUUAAUCAUUACUUUCAUUAAAUUUUCAUUUGAUUUUCAUGGAUACUGAAUGUAGGCCAUGACUGUAUUCUAAAAAUAUACAAACAAACAUUAAAAUUCUUUUCAUCAUAACAUACAUAUGUUUAAAUAGUUUUUUUGUUCAAACUAAUUUUGUCUAGAAAUAAAACAGUUUAAGAUAGGAAAGAGCAUUAUGGGAAUAUUGUAAUUAGAUAGAAAAGAGCAUUCUGUGAAUAGUGCAAUUCAACGCAGUUUUGUCUGUUGCACAAUUUCAUGUAUUUUAAAUGUCAAGAGGUAGAAAGAAACUGUUAUUUAGGUAGCAGUUUUCCAUCUCCUAGCAUUCUUUUUGUGUAAUUCACAACUAACUAGACAACGUUUAGAAGAAAGUUUCAAAUCUCCUAAGUGCAUUUAGAGCAUAUUUAGAGCAUAUAUGUAAAUUUGCCUCAGUGAUUUUAUUUGAUAUUAAUGUUUUAAUCAUAAACAUCGCCAUCGUUUAACGUUAUCAUGACGUCACUUGUUGUACGCUGACGUGCUUCGGGUACGCCUAAGCCCUUACUGUGUUAUUGUUGUUUGUUUUGCUGUAACGUUUUAUUGUUGAAUAAUUUUACCUAAUAUUUAAACAUAUUAGACAAAAUAUAUCAACUUUAAAACAUAUAUAACUUCCACGUAGAUAGAGUUGCAUUUUUAUUUUCUAGUAACAGUCUACGAACUUCCAGAUCACCCCUCGUUUAUCAUUUUGUAUCAUUUUUGCUUAUAACCAAAUUGUCUUCGUCGUUAUACAGAGGUCAAUUGGUAUGUUUCUGUUAUUAUCACUGUAGAAGAUAAAAUUUAAUUGCUGAACAGUUUUGGUCAGGUACUUUUCGAAUCUUUUAUUAUGUAAAUGUUGAACAAAACUCUCUUCUAAUUGUCAACAUUAGCAAAGACAGCUGUCCAAGGUUAAGAAAGCAUACACGAUGUAUAUAUUUCUUUUAAUAAAUGAAGCAAAUAUUUCAGUAAUACCACAGGAAUUGUUGACCUUUUAAAGCUUUGUAUCUUUAUGCACAUCCUUAAUGAGUUUUGUUAUUCAGCACUAAUCUGUAACAUUCAUUUGAUUAUUAUUGUUUUUUAACCUUUAGAUCUUGACCUGUAUUGCACUUGUAUCGAUAUAUAUAUAAAGGACUUUUCUGACCGUAACAUAGUACAAAAAUGUUGCUUUCUUACCUCUUUGGCGUUCAUUAAAUAUAAGUGUAAGGCGUCACUAAAACGUAUAUAUACAUUCGUCUGCAGAAAGUAUCAUCUGGAAGACGUUUUUGUUUAAAUGUUGUUUUUCAACGACAAUUGCCCCCGUCGAUUUUUCUUUGUGUUAUUAGAAGUACACCGUUUUGCGCUAUGGUAAAUUUUGCGCUGCUUGAUAUAUCUUUAUUUAUUUGCUUUUUAUAUUAAAAUAUUUAGCGAAUGCACAUGACUGUUUAUUAAAAUAUUUACUCACCUUAAA
Molecule: messenger RNA, 13592 nt
Organism: Mercenaria mercenaria
Lineage: Eukaryota; Metazoa; Mollusca; Bivalvia; Venerida; Veneridae
Exons: 36
Coding region: 19-11847 (3942 amino acids)
Molecular function (GO): calcium ion binding
Source: RefSeq, a predicted model, not a curated record